UGGGUGCAGUGUGUUCCGUAGCCUCACUCGGAGUCCCUUUGCGAGGCUUCUAGGAAGGUGCUGCUGCGUCGUUACAAAGGGGUUGAGAUUCAGGACAAGUUGAUCACAUCCCUGAUUUCAGCUCCCCCGGCUGAUAAGCAAAAGGAGCCUCAGGACUCUUGAAAUCAUGGAAAAGCACAGCAUGCAAACAGGGACUCCUCACCCAGGGACACAUUUUCCAGCUGGGUAUGGCCCUCAGUAUCCUCCAGCAGCAUUCCAAGGACCUCCAGAACAGAAUGGCUACCUCAUGCCCCAGUCUGGCUACCAAGGGCCCCAGGGUCCCUAUCCAGUACCCCAGGCUGGCUACCCAGUCCCACCCGGAGGUUAUGCAGGUGCUGGUCCAGGUGGCUUUCCUGUCCAAAAUCAGCCAGCAUACAAUCAUCCAGGUGGGCCUGGAGCGACCCCGUGGAUGCCAGCACCACCUCCUCCACUGAACUGUCCACCUGGGUUGGAAUACUUAACUCAGAUAGAUCAGAUUCUGGUUCAUCAGCAAAUUGAGCUUCUGGAAGUUUUAAUAGGCUUUGAAACAAAUAACAAAUAUGAAAUCAAGAACAGCCUUGGGCAGAGAGUUUACUUUGCAGUGGAAGAUACUGACUGCUGCACUCGAAACUGUUGUGGAGCAUCUAGACCUUUCACCUUGAGGAUCCUGGAUAAUCUGGGCCGAGAAGUCAUGACUCUGCAGAGACCCCUGAGAUGCAGUAGCUGUUUCUUUCCCUGCUGCCUCCAGGAGAUAGAAAUCCAGGCUCCUCCUGGUGUGCCGGUAGGGUAUGUGACUCAGACAUGGCAUCCUUGUCUGCCAAAAUUCACUCUUCAAAAUGAGAAGAAGGAGGAUGUUCUAAAAGUUGUUGGUCCAUGUGUUGCAUGCAGCUGCUGUACAGACAUUGACUUUGAGCUCAAGUCUUUAGAUGAAGAAUCUGUAGUUGGCAAAAUUUCCAAGCAGUGGUCUGGUUUAGUGAAAGAGGCCUUCACAGAUGCAGAUAACUUUGGGAUCCAGUUCCCACUGGACCUUGAUGUGAAGAUGAAGGCUGUGAUGCUUGGGGCGUGUUUCCUCAUAGAUUUCAUGUUUUUUGAAAGAACUGGAAACGAGGACCAAAGAGCAGGAGUAUGGCAGUAGUUCCUUGAGCUUCCACAAGAGACUUAAGGAUACAUUCUGAGGGACACUAUCUAAAAGGAAGACACACGGCUCUUCCUUUACUGGAACAACUGUGCCGAUCAACCUAUGAUGCCUAUACCUCCUGUUGUACAACUGUGCUUUGAAAUUAUAGUUUAUGUUCAGUACUUUUUAUACAUCCCUAAAGUGUUCACUGUGAAGUAGUGAGAAAAUAUAUGAAAUUUUACACAUAGAAAUGACAUUGUCUAAGAAAAAUGCUUUGGAUCACAACCUUUGAUUCAUUUUUCACUUUAUAAAAAUUUAAAUAUUGUAAUUUAAUGUGAAAUUACACAUAAACGUAAUUAUAAUUUACACAAAAGACCUAUGUUAUCUUAUAAAUACUAUCUAUUUAAAACCUUUAAAAUAUGAUCCUGUUUCCUUUACCUUAGGGUUAAUUAUUACCCAAUAUAGUCAUUAGUAAGGAAACAGUAAAUGGGUUUUUGUUCUCUCUUUAGAAAAUCAGUAUAGUUAUGUCAGUCUACUUAUAUACUUUUUAUACUAAUAACAUAUUUAUAACAUAAUAAUAUAAUAUAGUUAAAUAUAUUAUAUUAUAAUGGUACUGUGUAUGUGUGUGUGUGUGUGUGUGUGCGCGCGUGCUUUUGUGACAGGGUCUCAAGGUGUAGCCCUGGCUAGCCUGGACCUUGUUAUAGAGAUCUGGCUCUUUGAACUCACAGAGAUCCUCCUGCUUCUUCCCUGAGUGCUGGGAUUAAAGGCUUGUGCCAUCAUACUCCACCUGAUAAGACUUGUAUUGACAACUUUUAAGUGAAUAAAGGAAGUCAUGAUUUUCUACUAAAGGAAGACUCAUUUUAAAAACUCAAAAAUUUUCUGGUGGCACAUGAAAUGUUUAGCUCUUGUAAUUCUAGUAAUUCUAGAAUAAUCAGUUACUGCUCAGAUGUUAAGUAAAUGGAACAUAUGUAAACUUCAUCAAUUAUUGACUACAACUACAGUUGAAUACCUCAAAUAAAAACCUACAUAUCUAUUUUUAAGUUGUUGUUGGAAGGUGGACCCCCUAAUGGUAGUGCUACUGGCAAUGCUCUAAACAGCACUCUGGACUCAGCUGAGGCUGAACUCUGACCGGGUAAACAGAAGGAUUGCUAGUGGGUACACCAAAAACCGGAAGGCCCCAUUCCUUAGCAAUCUUGUGACCGGCAUGCAUUUUGCUUGACAGGAAAAGCAAUUACUUCGCUUACCCACCCCUUCAGUGAUCAUAUAGUUCCUAAUUAAAGCGAAGGAGCCUGUAAAUGGUCAAAGUCCCCAUCAAGUUCCUAGGCUGUUAGGUUUCCCUUGCCUCUCUGCCUGUUUUACCUCCCAGGCUGUUCUGCCUCGCAUGCCUCCCCCUGCUGCGACCUUUGCCCUUAAACUGGCAAGGCUCUUUCUGCCAUUUGCUAUUCUAAUUACCCAGAGACAGAUCCAUCGUUGAUUCUUAAAUAGACCUUUUACCUAUCCACAGAGGGAUCUAGUUGCAUGGUUUUACAGCACCCCAAAUAACAGUUUUCCCCAUCUCUGGGGAACCCAGGGCCUUUUGGAGAGCUAGGCCCUCUACCAAUUCAAUUACAUCCUUAACUAUGGCUUUUAUUUUUAAAUGGAAUAUGGUCUGUCUUUAGUUAAGGGCACAACUUACUCUUUAUGGAAUAAAAUCUCUAUCAUUGCUAUAGACUAGUGUUACCAUAUAGGGCUCUUGAUGGUGUUCAUUUACUAUUCCAGUUAAAGAAUUAACAGUCAGGGAAAAUCUCAAGCUUGAGAGGUAACCAUGGAGAAAGCUCAAACACAGCAAACAGAAUGGGCAUUUGAAGAGAGGCUGUUACUGGGAGUGAGAAAACAGGGUUGGAACAAACAGAGGAAAAGACCCUCCAUAAAGCACAGGGGGAAGUCAGGAAGCCAAAAACCCACUCUCUUCUCGAGGGCUGCGUUUUUAAGUCUCUGAAGAGUCUUCCUCCCCUAAUUAAGAGUUCAGUUUGAAGACAGACAAGGAGGACAGAUUGGCCCAUAACUGCUCUAUAAAUAAGUCCUGACCAGGUUUUGAACCUGUUCAGCAAAUUCAGCAGGGGACCUAAGAACAGUGUGAAUCCCACCAGUGGAGAAUAAGACCACUACCAUAAUUGAAAACCAAAUUUGAAACAAGCUUUAAUUAGAUACUGGCCAGGUGGAUAGGCUCUGGCCAUGUUCAUGCCUGGUUUUCCAGAAAAAAAAAAAUGGCCACUGUUUGCACUGUUGGCAGUGGUUUAAGUAUUGCCUGUCAGGUCCAAUCAGGGACAAGCGUCCAUCCUGAAUAUGUCCUGACUGUAAACCUCCCACCCACAUGGGAUAAAGCGCAUCGAGUGUCAAACAAACUUGUUUAGUAGAAACAUGUGGUUUGUUAUCUCCCAUGAACAAUAGCCUCUAACAUUUCAGGCACUGUCCAUGGGCAAGGGAAUUGCUUGCAGAUCAGAGAGGAAUCUUUCUGUUUCAUGGAUGUCUAAGGUGUGGUAGUUAAAACUUAAAAAUGCCACUUUGGCUCUGACAAUAAGAGAAAAAGGUCACUAGACCCUUGUUUUAAGCUGCCAGCUUUUUGUCUUGGGUCAGGAGGGUGAAGUUGAAAACAGCCCUUUGGAAGUUUGCUAUCUUUACUAUGUAGCCAUGUCCUCACUUCCUCUCUGCCUAUCAGGGAAUCUAACUCCUAGUCCCUCUCUAGAAUUUUUAUCUGUUAAGAAUUCUGUAGUCAUUUAGCAGGGAGGAGUAAAGGGAGAUAGGAAAAAUGAACUUAAGAAAUAUGAUCUGUGAUGGUUAAAGUUAUGUUUAAAGUUUGUACUUACUAAUGUUGAGAGAUCAAUAAAGUGAAACAAUGUCUCUAA
This is a messenger RNA of Mesocricetus auratus (golden hamster), 4020 nucleotides long. RefSeq names its product phospholipid scramblase 1. Gene Ontology annotation, biological process: phosphatidylserine exposure on apoptotic cell surface. The record is from RefSeq and is a predicted model, not a curated record. Gene Ontology annotation, molecular function: phospholipid scramblase activity. The coding region runs from base 167 to 1153 and encodes 328 amino acids. Gene Ontology annotation, cellular component: plasma membrane. The transcript is spliced from 9 exons. NCBI's taxonomy places the organism in Eukaryota, Metazoa, Chordata, Mammalia, Rodentia, Cricetidae.